CUUGUGUUUUCCUUAUGGAAAGGUUUAAGUAAAGGCUUUCUUAACUAUUAUAAUUGAUGUAAUGUAGCAUAAUUGUAUUAACCAUUCAUCUUUAUUUAAAUAUCAUUCAGCAAAUUCUUGAGUUCAUCGUGAAAGCCACUGUGUUGAAAGGGACUCAGAGAAUAUCAGCACUGGCUACUCUUUCAACACAAGACGCUGAACAUGGGCAAUAUUUACAAUGCAACCCACUCUACAUUGAGCAACCAGUCCAUGCCUUUGGCCCUGGUUCUGCUGGGGAAGUCUGGUGCUGGGAAGAGUGCCAGUGGAAACACCAUCCUGGGAGAGACAUUUUUCCGAUCAGAGGCCAGCUCCAGAGCCAUCACCACAGAGUGCAAGAAAAGUGAAGAAAAGAAUUUUCACGGGAGAAAUGUGAUAGUCAUCGACACCCCAGAUGUAUUUUUUUUAAGUAGGCAAGUUAGGGAUUGCAGAGAGAUGUGUGAGGGGCAUGUGUGUGUGUACCUGCUGGUCCUCCAGAUUGGCCGCUUCACAGAGGGAGAGAGAGACAUCUUAAAAAGCCUAGAGAAGACACUUCAGACCAAUAUCAGAGACAGAGCCAUCAUCCUCUUUACAUAUGGAGAUAACCUGAUGUCAGAUCAGACUAUUGAUGAUUAUGUAAAUGAAGCCGGUGAAGACUUCCAGAAUCUCAUUAAGAAGUGUGGCAACAGAUAUCUGGUGAUCAAUAAUAAAGACACAGAUAAGAAGGAAGAGCAGGUGGAAAUGCUGGUGGAAGCACUCAUGAAAAAGAUAGACGAACUACCUGAGGUCAAAAAAGAGAGCGAAAAAUGUUGGGAAGACAAGAAAUGGUUAUUAGCGGCUGGCAUUGGCGUUGUUGUGAUAGUUAUAGUCCUCUCACUAACACUGGCAAAAUGGCCACAGCCAUAAUAAAAACUGCUAAUGUAUUUCUUUC
Messenger RNA from Engraulis encrasicolus (European anchovy), 946 nucleotides. Its product is annotated as GTPase IMAP family member 8-like. Lineage: Eukaryota; Metazoa; Chordata; Actinopteri; Clupeiformes; Engraulidae. The coding region runs from base 202 to 921 and encodes 239 amino acids. The transcript is spliced from 2 exons. Gene Ontology annotation, molecular function: GTP binding. The record is from RefSeq and is a predicted model, not a curated record.